This is a messenger RNA of Peromyscus leucopus (white-footed mouse), 2413 nucleotides long. RefSeq names its product transmembrane protein 180-like. Lineage: Eukaryota; Metazoa; Chordata; Mammalia; Rodentia; Cricetidae. The record is from RefSeq and is a predicted model, not a curated record.
UCUCUCUCUCUGCCCGGAAGCCCCUUCUAGCUUGUCCUGCCUAGCUAUUGGCCGUUCAGCUUUUUAUUACACCCAUCGCAGCAACACAUCUUCGCAGUGUACGACUAUCCCACAACACAAAGCUACAUAGUCUAUGGAGAGAAGGUCACAUAACUAUUGCACUAAGUGUGUGCUGUGGGAUGAGCAGCUUAUCACAGAUAAGGACCUUCAAGUCCUCCUCUGAUUUUAGCAAAAGGCUGCCAUCUCACUGUUCAUUUUCUGUUCCUCCUUCUCAGCUAGGGAGGCUGAUGCCUAAAAGUAUCUCCUUGACCACCAGCUCAGCAUGUCUAAACUUGAUAAUUUAGAAGACAUAUGAAAAUGUAAGUAGAGGCUGGGGAGAUGGCGCAGUUGUUAAAGUGCCCAUGGUGCAAACCUGAGGACCCAAGUUCCAUCCUCAGCAUCCACGUGAGGAAACAAUGAAGGUGUGGUGGCGUAUGCCUGCAGUCCUAGCUUGGGGAAGCAGAGACGAGAGGAUCCCUGGGUCUUUCUAGUCACUAGUCUUCCUGAAUAGGUGAGAUCCUCGUUCAGUGAAAGACUCAGCCUCAAAACAAACAAACAAACAAACAAACAAAUGGAAAAGCAAUAGCAGAAGAUACUCAGUGUUGACAUAUGGUGUCUGUGUGUGUGUGUGUGCGCGCACGCGCACGCACGCAUGCACAAAUGUAACUAGAGUGAUACAUCAUGCAAAUUGGGGCUCAUGCAACAUCUCAAAAAUGUUGAAUAAGUAUAAAAUAAAUAGAUAAAGAAAUCUGGUGACAUUUACAGCAAGUAUUUUUGGAUUUUAACUAACAUUACUAAUGUUAAGGGAAUUUUUUAAACCUAUCAACUAUUGUGUGCAAAUAAUGAAUUCUAACUUUUUUUUUUAAACAGGGAGGAAAUCUUCCUCUGCAUGGAAAAUGACACUUUCAAAUAUCAAAUCCACAGCCUGGGCAUACUCUCUGAUUACACUAGGAACUGAAAUGUUAAGUUCUUUUUUCAGUUUCUACUGUGUGAAACUUUUCUUGGAACUGUACAAGAUUUCAGAGUUGGCCUUCUAUCAAUCCCAGGUAAUUUUAAUGAUCUGGAAUGUUCUGAAUGACCUGAGCGGGUAUUUUCUAAGGAACUCUGAGUAUGAUUGCUGUCUGAGUUACCACUGUUCCCUGUUUGGAGCCCUUCUGCAUGCAGCAGCCUUCCUGCUCCCUUGGUUCCCUUGGAGACACUAUCAAGAAGGUGACUGGCUCAACGGACUUCAUCUGGUGGCCUCCCUGUGCGCGUUUGACAGCACCCUUAGCUGGGUGCGGCAAGCCCAGGGCCGAUUGUUUGCAGAGACUUUCCCCAGACACGAGAGCAAGCUGCAGCUGAUGAAAAUCAACCAGGUGGCAUCCCUGCUGGGCUCCACCAGCGUCCUCUUCUGUGGCCUCAUCUCUCACAACAUGGAAAUCCUGCCCAAUUUUCAGGUCGUCACCAUCGUCACCGCCUUCCUGGCAGCUACCAGCCUUUACAGUGGCAUGUUCCAUAUGCGGCAUUUUGAAUGUAAAAGAAACCCGAAGGAAGCCUUCCUCUCUGAGAGUGAACAGGAGCUGGCGUGGACCUCCGCCAUCUUGCCCAUGAGACAAAUCUUGUCUCAGAGGAACUUCCACCUUUUCCUCAUCGUGAAUUUCUUCCAAGUCUUCUUCCAUUUGACCUUCAUCAGUAACUUCAUGAUGAUCUUUGCCGAUAACCUCAUUCCCACCGAGGCUCUCUCUUCUUCGUAUGGGGCUGGCUUCAUCUGCCCUCAGUGCCUGGUACUUCUAGGUCAGUCCUGGCUGAAGAAAUAUGGUUACUAUAAGAUUAUCUUAAUUUCUUUCUACCUAGAAGGAGCGGCCGCCAUUGUCAUGUUACUUCUGGGACAGGAGAACUAUUACUGUUUGGCUGUUUAUUUCACUUUUAUCAUGGUGAUGGUUCACGCCACUUUUUGCUUAUUUAACUUGCCACUGGCUGACAUGGUUGAUGCAGAUUUACUGAAGUUUAACAGGCAAUCUCCCCUUUCUUUGAUGGUUUUUGGCAUCAGCGCUUUGUUUACCAGGCCUGCCCAGUCUUUGGCUCCCAUGUUGAUCCUGUCUAAGCUAACCCAGUAUGGAUAUGGAGAGCCCAACAACAGAAUACUUUUAGAUCUUCAAGACACCAUGUUUAGUUUGGUUUGUGUGGUCCCGCUGGGCAUUGCCAUGGUGCAGAUUCUGACUUGGAGCUCCUUCUCCAUCAGGAACAGAGCAGAUUACUCAGGGACUGUGUAAGCACAGUGGCCGGCUGGGAGGUGGCGGCAACACUCCUUCAAGUGCCUGUCAGUUCUUACAGAUUAUGCUGUGCUCAAAGGCAAAACUAAUCUUUACACCCUCUCGUUUGUUUAAAAACCAAA